This is a messenger RNA of Tympanuchus pallidicinctus (lesser prairie-chicken), 1635 nucleotides long. RefSeq names its product basic proline-rich protein-like. The record is from RefSeq and is a predicted model, not a curated record. The transcript has a single exon. Lineage: Eukaryota; Metazoa; Chordata; Aves; Galliformes; Phasianidae. The coding region runs from base 1 to 1635 and encodes 544 amino acids.
AUGUCGAUACUGCAAAAAUACCACCGAAUUACUUGCUUCGGGUCGCUGCGGAGAGAACAAAGUCACAAACCAAGUUUCCCGGUAUCCUCCCCUUUAUAUUCCCCCCCGAAGGGCGCGAAACGCUCGGCUGCUCCCCGAGAGCAGCGGCCGCCCCCAGUCCCGAGACCUCCCUUUACCCAAAAGCCGACCGCCGGCGCAGCGGAGACCGUCCCGGCGCGCUCCCUCCCGCCUAGCGCGGCCCACAGGAGGCGCGGGGAGGCCGUGGCCGCGGGCCAUGUGCCGCAGGCCCCUUCCCGGCCGGGCCCGCGCCCCUCACGGCGCAGCACGUGUUCCUGCGAGAACACAGGCGGCCGUGCGCCGCGCGUCCGCGCGUCCACCAGGGGGCGCCGCCACAACCGCCGCGGAGGUCACAGCCCGGCUACGGCGUGCCGCCCCCCGCCCCCCACCGCCAGACCGGGCCCGCCGAGCCCCGCGGCCCAGGCGGAGGGGAAGGGGCCGGGCCCGCCCGCUCCCGAGGGCCGCCCGGAUGGGAAGGGGCCGCGGCGGGGGGAGGGGAAGCGGCUCCCCGGGCCGCCGCUGCCCACACGCGGCUCCGGGCCUAACAGGGAACAAUCGGCCCCAGCACGCAGCCGCCGCCAUGUCCCCCGCCUCCUCCCCCUCCCCAGCAACAUGGCGCCGCCGAGGCCCCGCAGCUGCCGCCGCGCCGAUUUCGUAACGAAGCCCGUGGCUCUCGGGCAGCGCGGGGCCCUCCCGCGGCCCCUCUCUCGCCCGCCCGAGGGAGGCGGGAGCCCGUGCCCCACCGCCCGCUCUCCCACGCCGCCGAGGAGCGCGGCCCGGAGGAGGGGAGGAAGAGGAGGGCCCGCCGCCCCCGCCCCUCUGCGAACAAAAGCCCACGCGGAGGGGCCCGGGACGCGCUCGCAGCCCGCGGCGCUGCCCCCCUCCCCGGGGCCCCGCGCCCCCUCCCCCGGGGGGCGGCGGAGCACAAAGCGCCUCCGCCGGGAACUCCCCGAGAAGCCCCCCCCUGCCCCUCCCCGCCGCCUCCACCUCCCGCGUUACCGCCGCUGCCGUUCCCGAGCUGGGCGUGGGCGGCGAACGGAGCCCCCGAGCCGCCGCGGCCUCUGCCCCAUGUGCCGCUUUGUUCUGGCGCCGCCAGCUCCCCCCCGCGCCGCGCCGGGCACGCCACAAACUUUCCCGGCCGGGCCUCGGGCCGCCGGGGCACGGCCCCCGCCCGCAACCACCGCGGCCGCUGCCAUUGUGCAGCGCCGCCCGCCCGGGGGGCUCGGCCGCUCCCCGCGCCGGGCCCGGGCCGCGGCCGGGGGGGAGGAAGGGGAGAAAGGGGGCGGCGGGGCUCGCCGCAGCGGCGCGAGGCGCGCACGCUUUUCAAAUCUCCCUCAUUCCGGCCCCUCCCGCCCCGUGUGCGAGCUCGGGAGGCGCCGUCGCCGCCGCCGCGGCUGCCAUGCGCCCUGCUCCCGCUCUCCCCCGCCGCCCACCCACUCACCCACACACCCACACCCCCUCCCGCCGCCCCGGCCACUCACAGCGGCCCGUCCGCCCGCACCCCCCGCGCCGCCGCCGCGCUGCCCCCCGCUCCUCACCGCCACGGCUCUGCCGGCGGCCACGCGCGCGCGGCAGUGA